CUGUACUUUUUACAUCCUGUUACAGGUUGCUAUUUUCCGGAGUCGGAAAUAAGACCACUUUAUUUUGAAGUUGGUAGCAGUACACCUAGUGAAACAAUUGUAGUGGAUACAGUCGUUGAGCCAUCUGAUGCUCAGACUGCAAUUGCAUCUGUUAAAUUUAGCAACUUACCAAACACUAAUUACGAAAAUUCAUUUGUUUUACACAAAACGGGUUCACAUAUUUUAAUUUCGACAGCAAAACCUCUUUAUCUACCUCAGUAUCCAUCAAACAUCUCAGAGGCCUAUGUAUAUCUAACAAUUUCCUGUAAUCAACAGCUUUAUCCACUGAUAACUAUACGUAUUGUACAUCAAAAUCAGUAUGCACCACAGUUUUACGGUCGAUUACCGUAUAAAAUUACGUUAACUCAGGAUAUAUCUCCUGGAAGUAUUAUCCGUACACCAGUUUUGGCUAUUGAUUGGGAUCCGAGUGAUCGUUACAGAGUCACAUACCAAAUUGAAGGAGGAAAUGAAGAGAAAUUUUUUGCUGUGUUUAACAAAACACAAUCGGUACCGGCAUCUGAACAACUUCCAGGUGAUCUAGCCAAAAAAAUAUCAGCGGAACAGACUCCAAAAAUAAUGAAAAUUGUUCUGUUAAGACCGUUGGAUCCAAUUUUAAAAGGACAUACAAUAGUUUUAAAUAUUUCGGCCACGGACAAUGACGAUGUUUCGAUGAAAAAUUAUACAUCAUUAAGCAUCGAAAUUGCGCCUGCACAAGUUUUAGUUCCAAUUAUCAGACCAAAAAGUCAAGUGGAUCGACAGGCUACAAAAACAAAGAAUCAUAAUUUUGAUGCAGAUUUGAAUCUUGAUUUUAGUCUAGACAGUUCUCCAGCAACAGUUAUGGCUGAUGACGAGGUAAUAACUGCACUAACCACAACUGCCGAUAAUCUGUCAAGCAGUACCGUGGUUGCAAAUACUGUGCUUCCACGAUUUGAUUCAGAUUUCUACGAAUUUUCAUUGCCCGAAAAUAUACAGUCAACGAAUUUUGGUGUUGUCCAGUGUGUCGAUCAAACCCUUGUUCAUCGCCCCUUACGGUACGGCUUGACAACUGACAAUAUAUCCAGUUUGAUUGCAGUUGAUCCUCGGGCUGGUACUUUGACAACUCUUCGUCCACUUGACCAUGAAGUGAUCGGAAGUUAUAGUUUUCGGGUAUCUUGCUGUCUUCUGAAUGAUCCAGCGAUCUGCGAUUUUACUAAUGUCACUUUGAGUGUAGUUGAUUUGAAUGACAACAUCCCAGAGUUUGACCAAGAGGUAUAUACCGCGGAAAUACCGAUUGAUUUGCCAGUUGGUAGUCCGAUAAUUCAAGUCAAAGCUUCUGAUAUUGAUAGUGGUGAAAACGGAAUUGUCAGUUAUGAACUGAAGGACAAUUUAGGUUUGGAUUGCUCUAUGAGCUUAUUUUUUACGUUUAGCGUUUAUGUUACAGAUUUGUUCCAAAUCGAUUCCGACAACGGGCUGAUUAAGUUAAAAGCCCCAUUGCCAGGUCUCGUAAAUCUAACAUUACCUGUUGAGGCCUAUGAUAACGGUUACCCAACUCAACGAAAUGUCGGUACUGUAAAAAUACGCGUUCAUGGCAGUAAUCCUUCAUCACCAGUUUUUGAUCAGCUUCGAUAUGAAGUCACUAGAUUCACUCCAGUACCUGCUGGUUCAGUUUUAAUAACUGUACAUGCAACAGAUCCAGAUCCAGGUUUAGAUGGACAGAUUCGAUACCAGAUCGUUCGGAUAGACAGCGAUAAUCCAGAAGACGAUUUACCAAAGUUUUCAAUCAAUGCUGAGACGGGACAGCUGUCUACAAGUGUCAGACUGACAGCAACAGGUUCAUCACCAACGUAUAUUGUUGUUGAAGCUGUUGAUAUGUCCCCAGAUUUUCCAAGAAAGGCUGAAGCACUAGUAAAAUUAAAUUUAAUUGCCGAAAGGAAAGAAAAGAUAUCUUUUUAUCCACUGCCAAAAAGAAUUUUUAUCUCAACAGCUUUGCCACCUGGAAGUGUAAUACUCAGGUUAAUCGUUAACGGAAUGUUAACAACCUACACUGAAGCUCCGCAGUUGUUCACGUUGAGAAACUCCAGCGGGAUUGAUUAUUUUCAAAUGGUUGGCGAUGAACUGCAAGUUAAGAAGAAGCUCCGAAAGGGUAUUUUCAAUGUGACGAUGCGAGUGGAUGCUGGAUCAGCGUUUGCCGAGCACGAUGCGACACUUAUUGUGAUGACUGAACGAGAUAAAUAUCCGGUUUUCGGACAACUUAACUAUGAGCUGCAGGUUCCUGUAAACGCUUCCUUGCCACUUCUUCUAUACAAAUUUAAUGCUGUAUUGUACGUAGGCAGCGUUCAGUAUAGUAUUUUCCCUCUUGAAGAUAUUCCGGAUGGUUUAGUAUUAGAACCAACUUCGGUUAUCAUUAGAAUAGCUGCAGCUGCUGAAAAAUUCCACUUUUUAAAAAGCCUUUAUCAAUUCCGAGUUCCAUCAAACAUUCCAGUUGGAACACUGCUGAACGAGUCUGUUGCUGUGGAUAAUCAGACAAUGGACGAAAAUAUAGAGUUUAUAGUGGAGCCACCAGACAUGAUUGCAGUGGGAGCAAACGGUGCUUUGAAGACGAUGGUACCUUUCGAUGCCUUCGACCCGUCGACUCCAGUAGAUAUGACGGUUUAUGCAAAGAAUGGACUGUUGGAAGCAACCACAAAAAUUCGCUUGUUGAUUGAUCCUGUAAGGCAAGAAUUACGAUUUGAGAACGACUCUUAUAAAGUGGAAAUAAAUGAAGAUGCCGAACCAGGAGAAGUUAUCAAAAUUGUACAAGUCGGGCAAAAUUACACGAAACAUCUCAAGAAGAAUGUUACUUACAGUAUCACGCAAGGUGACACUGAAAGACUUUUUGAGAUCACUAACAACGGUUUUCUGAUGCGAUCGGAAGUUGGAACAUUAGACCGUGAAGUUAAAGAUUCGUAUAACCUAACUAUUGAAGCCGUCAACAAUGGCAAGACCGUGGCAAAAACAAAGGUAUACAUUAGAGUUACUGAUGCCAACGAUAAUACUCCGCAGUUAAUGGGAGUCCAUACUUGGAACUUGACUGAAGGCAAAGAAUCGGUUGGCUCAAAACUAUUACUGAAUGCCACAGAUACUGACUUAGGAGAAAAUUCGACAGUUACAUUUCGGCUGAAAUACUCACCGCAAAGUAACCAUUUCAAAAUUCAGCGGUUGACCAAUAAAUCAGCUGAACUAGUAUUGAUGAAGCCACUACUGCAUUCGAAGUCGCCAAAAAUUGAGCUGGAAGUAGAAGUAAAAGACAACGGGGCUCCACCACUCAAAUCUACUUCAACAGUUAUUGUCAAUAUAAUGCCUCAACAGUCGCCACCACCAGCGUUUAGCAGUCACAUUUAUACAGCAAACGUAACGACGAAUGUUGAUCCUGAUACCCCAAUUGUAAAGGUUCAAGUUCGGAAUACUGGAACUGCAUCAAAUGUUACGUACAAAAUAGUAAAAACAUCUUCAGAUGUUUUCACCAUUGAUCAAGAAACUGGUGCUAUAAAAUUGGCGCUUAACGGUACCAAAUGGGUGCCAGGAACUCAUAAGCUGAAAGUGGAAGCCAGUGAUGGUCAAAAGUCGUCUACAGUCGAUGUUGUUAUUAAUUUGACAACUACAACAACUCAGAAAGUUGAAGAGUUAGUACCUAACAAUGCUACCCUUUUAAGAACGACUGUUUCUUCAAUUAAUCAUCCACCAGUUUUUGAUCGUCAAUCUUAUGAGUUUAUUGUCAACAAUUUAACCACUGAUAAAAUUGGUACUCUGAAGAUAACAGACCCAGAUGGCGAUACAGUUGUCAAUAUUGAAAUUCAGCCUGAAAAAUAUCAUCAGCUUAUUUCAGUUGAUCCUCAGACGGGACUGAUAACUGCUAAAAAACAACUGGAAAAUGGAAAAUACGAGUUUUCCGCUAUCGCUAAAGAUAACGGGUAUCCACCAGAAACGUCUUUAGCUACAGUGACCAUAAGAGUUGCUUACCCAGAAACCACCACAGCAAAAAGUGUUGAAGCGUCAUCUGCUUUGUCAGCAACAUCACUGGCGACAACAAUCGGCGAAAAUGCUGGAGUUUCGUCAACAGUAGUUAUUUCCGAGCAGAUUGAACAAUUCACCGAUGACACUAGCCAUCAGACUGUUUCAGCGAGUGUCACUAAAGAGGAGUGUGUGUUCAGCCUCAUAAAACCAGUGGACGAGGUGGUUAUUCCAGUUAAGGAAGUGACCAAAACAGAGCCUGUCUACAGUAUUCAAGGAAAAUGCUCUUGCGCAUCCAGAUGUGCACAUGAUUUUCAAUUAACGAAUGAAACAUUGAAAGAAUUUGUUAAUAUUUCAUCGGACGGUCACAUACAUGUAGAUCCAAAAAUUUUGGAUGCUCAAACGAAAAAUCCGUUGUUAGGUCGUCCUGGAUCGCUGCCGAUAAACGUCUCAAUAAAAAGUGGCAAAAAUGUGCAAUAUUUUCGACUAAAUGCCAUUUUUGAUUUUGGAAGCACAAUUGUAGAAAGUACAACGGCAGCAGUUUCACAGGUUUCUGAACCUGUAGGCGAGAAUACAGUUUUGGCAAGCACACCGGAUAUCACUGAGACGGAAUUACUCAAGUUUGAACAUGAAAGCUAUAAAGCAUUGACUCCAGAAGGCACUUACAAAAGCGGUACAGUACUUUCAAUGAAACCCGAUCAACUUAAAGUAGCUGAUGUUCCUGAGAACAGAAAAGUUUACUAUUACCUGUCGGCAGACGAGCAAAACCUUCCAUUUUAUAUCCGUAAUGAUACUGGCGAAAUAAUAAUCUUUGGAACUGUCGAUCGUGAAGAAAGAUCACAAUAUGAAUUUGAUGUAAUUGCAGUCGUCGAUUCUGUCCCACCAGACAUGGGAAAAACUCAUGUUUUAGUGCAGAUUUUGGACGUCAAUGAUAACAGUCCACAGUUUCAAAAUCCUGUUUUGGCGGUACCUAUGUUAAGAAAUGCAUCAGCCAACGAUAUGGUGACCAUCUUCAGAGCGCUUGAUGAAGACAGCGACUCUUUGGGCACUGUUCGGUACUCUCUCUACAAUGUUACAGAUGUCUUCAACAUUGGUGAAAGUGAUGGUGAGCUAAGACUACGAAAGCCACUGCGGGAAGUUGAGGAUUCAGUUAUCUACGUGGCAGUUGUGGCCAGCGAUUUAGGAAAACCUGCAUUAAAAUCGACGCAUAAUUUUCGUGUAGAAAUAUUUGAAACUGACCAAGUUGGUCCAUUGUUUCGGGAGAAAAGGUAUCCCGCCAGUGUUGCUAGUGAUGCUGCAGCUGGCACUGUUAUCACCCAAAUAGUGGCUGGUGUGGGACCUUAUAAGUAUAAGCUUUCAGAUACACAUUCUGGUCUCUUUGAAAUCAACGACAACGGGGUGUUGACUCUUGCUGCAACACCUUCGCGAAGUGAACAUGAUCGUGCUUAUACGUUUAAUGCAACAGCUACAGAUGAAUUUGGUCGAGAAUCUGUUACUGAAGUAGAGGUCUUUGUGGCGGGUACUGAUUUUGUUGAAACUACAACUGUUUCUGCAAAGAAACAAUGCAAAUUUACCUCUAAACAGUUCAAUACUGAAGUUUACGAAAAUGAAUCGGGCCGCCAAAAAAUUCUGAAGUUAACUUCAAAUUGCGAAGACGAAGAUCAUGUGUACGUCAUUGCACAAGGUUCAGGCGAAUUUGAAGUGGAUGCAAAAACUGGUGAGCUUUACGCGAUUGAACCAUUAGACAGAGAGAAACGGAGUUUACACUUCAUUAUUGUUGGCAUUAUUGAAGCAAAGAGCAUUCCAACACGCGAGAAGAGACAAGCAAAUUCUGUUGUCGAAUUAAUGAAAGCAAAGCUAAAACCUUGGCAAGCAUUGGUAACCGUUCAUGUACUGGAUAGAAACGACAAUAAGCCAUAUUUUGUCAAGCAGAACAAACAAGGUGCUUACGUCUACAGUGUCGACUGGCAAGCAGCUCUUUUAACUCCCAUUGCCAGAUUACAUGCAGAAGACAACGAUGAAAGACCCACAUUGCGUUAUAGCAUCACUGAAGAGACACAAGCCGCUGCUGAGCAUUUCAUCUUAAAUGAAACUACAGGGGUGAUCUCUUUAGCAAAGUCAUUGAUGGGCAGUAGCCAGGAUGUCUUCCAUUUUGACGUUAUGGUUUCCGAUGGCGAAAACAACGUCACCAGUCCUGUCAUGAUCUACAAGUUAUCGCCGGAAACUAACGUCGUUUUAUUGGCGGUUAACAAAGAUCAUCAGACAAUCGAGGACUGGGUAUUAGAACGUAAGAUGACUGAGCAGUUAGGUGUCAAAUUUAAUGUUUUGGUCAAGCAGCCAUAUGUUAAUGACAACGGCAAGGUUGACCCACAGAGAACUCAUCUUUUUGUCUAUGCAUGUGACGAGGAGACAAAUGUGCCGCUGAAAAGAGAACAGCUAAAAGAAAAGGGGCGAAGCCAAGUUACUGACAGCGAGUACAUGAUUGAUAGUCAGACGGCUGGCCCGCGACCGUACAACGUGGAUGAAAUCAAUAGAAAAACAGCUCAGAGUGUGCUUUCCUCUAGACCGUUACCGGAUCCAUACGAAACCAAAGAAGGCUAUGAUGCUCAGAUGCGUUCGGCAUCAGCUUUCAGUAACAACGCUUUUGCAGCAGAACCACAGAGGAGAACUACACCACCAGAUAAUUACAGGUUAAACUAGAU
Enterobius vermicularis (human pinworm) is the source of this 6710-nucleotide messenger RNA. NCBI's taxonomy places the organism in Eukaryota, Metazoa, Nematoda, Chromadorea, Rhabditida, Oxyuridae. The record is from the annotation of a GenBank genome assembly.